Molecule: messenger RNA, 684 nt
Organism: Prunus armeniaca (apricot)
Lineage: Eukaryota; Viridiplantae; Streptophyta; Magnoliopsida; Rosales; Rosaceae
Source: the annotation of a GenBank genome assembly
AUGGAAACAUCAAGCAUAGAGAGGCGUGGUAAGAUGGACAGGGGUGUAGAGACAUCAAAGGGUGGUUGUAGUGAUUCAGGGUAUCUGGGUGGUUGUGAAAGGUCGAGUCACAGGGCACCGGCAACAGAGAGUGGGCAUAUGUCGGUCGAACAUAUGGUUAGUCAAAGUAGUGAUGAUAAUGGUGUUGACAUGAUUGCACCGAGGAAAGAAGAUGUUAUGGGGAAAGAGUUUAAAACGAUAGAAUUAGCGGAAGAAUAUUAUAUGAGUUAUGCAAAGGGCAUUGGAUUUAGCGUGAGAAAAGACAAAUUGGUUCGAAAUUCGGAAGGGAAAGUAUGUAGGAGACGGUGGUGUUGUUCUAAAGAAGGUUUGAGAAAUGAGAAGUUUAAUGAUCGAUCAGAUAGAAUUCGACCACCAAAGGCAAUUACAAGAGAGAAUUGUUCUGCCCAUUUUUGGGUGGGUUAUGAGAAGAAACGUGAUGUUUACGUCGUUAGGAAUUUUGAACCACAUCACAAUCAUCAACUAGUUACUCCACUUGAAUCGCCAUAUCUCCAAUGUAAUCGUGUCGUUAGAAAAUCCGAUUUAGCACAAGAAGUGGGAAUGCCAAGAGCAUUGUUUAGAACAUGUCAAACAUAUGAGUAUAUGAUGGACCAAUGUGGCGGGUAUUUAAUGUUGGUUUUCAAAUAA